Podospora bellae-mahoneyi is the source of this 3942-nucleotide messenger RNA. RefSeq lists its product as uncharacterized. The record is from RefSeq and is a predicted model, not a curated record. The coding region runs from base 1249 to 3144 and encodes 631 amino acids. Lineage: Eukaryota; Fungi; Ascomycota; Sordariomycetes; Sordariales; Podosporaceae. The transcript is spliced from 2 exons.
CAUGGCUACAGCAAACUGGACGGGAUCCUGCAGAGAGAAAAGAACCGUGCGUGCCGGGAGCAUUCAGGACAGUGUUGUCAAGUAACUCUACCUACUUUAGACUUCUUCAGCACAGACAGCUAGCUUAGUCAUGGGCUGGAAAUGGUUUAGGGUCCCUCCUCCCUUCCAUCACUUUUUCAGACGCCGCAGUUUGUUGUUGUUUAAGCUGACCCAACCUCCACAACCUCCACUGAUUGGACCUUGUUGGCCCUGACGGCGACUCUCUGAGCAAAGCAAAUCAACUGUGUGUCCUGAACCACUGCCCUCUCUCAGCUGGCUGCCCUCUGCACCAUCGCCGAGCAUCCCAGACCGAACAUUGAUUUCGACGGUACUUUUAAUAAACCCAGAAGGGGUCCAUUAAUAAUCACCAAACCACGACCACGACCACGACCACGACCGACGGAAACACGCCCCCUGCAUUCCCCAACCAUCCACCACCGGCAGUGCCUCUUUGUUUCGCGCGACAAGAUCUGGCGGCGUACCUCGAAACACCACCUCAUCGUUUCCUGCCUGGUGUUUCCUCUCUCUGCAUUCUCUGGACUCGCUGAUCUGCGGGAGCUCACAUCUGCAACUCUAUUUUCUCGAUUGUGCACACCUCCAACGCAUCGUGUCCCCCGAUCUCCCACAAUCCUUCAUUUGCACCGUUGCCGCCCUUGAACAGGGACCAUCUGAGCACCACUUUCUCUCCGAACCCAUCGUGUUCCCACCGUGACCUCUGACCCACGAUUCUCGAAGUGUCCAUCCGAUCACCACUUGGCCAUUUCUUACCUUCCCUUUAGCGAGUAGGUUCCGGAUUCCCCCUACGGUCGCUCCGACUUUUCGACGGACCAGCAAGCACUCCCGACGUCGAACUAGUAGCUGUCAACGACUCACUGUAUCGACGGUAGCAGUCAAACGCCGGAAUUCAUCCUACCUGGAAGCCUCGGGGGAUGCGGGGGGCGGAGGACCUCGAUAGUUGAAGCAGGUCAAGCAUCGAGGUCGAGCAAAUAAACCAAAUACACACCACAAAAAGAUCGAGUCCCAAAUCAAGUUGUUUCUGUCGUCCGGAUUUUCUCGAAAACAUUUGCCCAGCGACAUCUGUCUGAGGUCCCUCCUCCCGCGCACCCCCUCUCCCCUCUCCCCCCUCCCCCCGCCGGCUGUUGCGUGCUAGAACGAAUCCAUUCGAUUCUCAGAAUCCUCUCAGAGUCUCUCCUACAUUCUUGUCUGGGCAUGGAGCCGGUCUUCAUAGUCUCACGCGAAGAGUUCCACGAUGUUCAGAUGGAGCUGAAGCGUGUUCAGAACAUACAGCACCAUCACUCGGAACGGCUACGGCUCAUUGAGCAACGUCAGGCUGAUGAUGCGGCCUUGAAGUCAUGCUGGAAUCCUCCCUUUCCAAGCGUGCUUGGGGGAACACCUCAGCAUGGGCCCACCCAUAUGCCCUCGGCCGACUUCAGCGACAUUGACGACGAGCAGAGUCAGACCCUGCUAGGCACUUUGCAGCUCGAUGCCGAGGACGAACCGAUACGCAGAGGGGCUGCUUCGCGGGCCAAUAGCGUGCGGUUCGACGAAAGUGCCCUGCACGGUGCCGGCUUUGGAGGCCAUGCCAUUCGCCACUCCAACGACUUUGGUCCCAUACGUCCGUCGAGCGGGAUGGGAGGACACCAGUUGGAACGGACAUAUUCUCACAAGUCGGAUGGCAGACAUAGUUCCGCUGGACAUUCGGUCCACUCUGGAAUUUCUGGGAGAGCCAGCAGUCUCGGACUGGAUACCAACUUUGUGAUUGGGGGCCGUGACGACGAUGAGUCGCCCCUAGAUAUCCCCGAGCCCCCACCCGUUUUCUAUGUCUUGGGCUCUGCCCCCUCCAUUAUCCGCUGCUGGAUCACGACCGACUUCACGUCCGAAGGGUUGUUGUAUGCCGUGGUGUGCACUGGGUCUCAAAAAUCGACGGUUGAGUACUCGCUGCUUCGGGAUCUGGACCUGGUCAACAACAUCCAUCGGGAUGUGGAUGGUGCUCACAGAAUCACACUGCCAGUUUUUCUGGCUGAGGCCCGGGUUACCCAGUCCAACUCCCGCGGCGGAAGUCCUGCAUCACAGCUGCCUAGUAUCACAGCCAACUUUGAAGUCACGGGCAUGGACCAACAAGACAGCCCCGAGACCAAAAGAGCGAUCCGUGUGUUCAUCGGCAGCCACACGCUGCGGCUUCUCAGUGCCGACCUGUUGCUGUCCCAAAACUGCAUGACUCUGUACGGCAAUGACCGGAACAAGCUUUCGAUUCCGUUUGUGCGGCCCGAGGACGAUGCCGUAUUCAAGCAUUUGACUACAGCCAACCUGCUUCCAGGCAAGCCGAAGCUCAACGCUGCCGCACCCGAGUUUGUUGCUGGUGACAAAACGGCAAAGCGUUCUCCCAAGGUGGCGGCGGAGCCGGAGCGUCCAGUAUCCAAGCCUAUGGGGGGUGGUUCUGAGGGUGUAGCGUCGCCCGCCGCGCAGCCGAGCCAACCUGUGUCCAAACCUGUGACGGCGACGAGUACCGCGUCGGAGAGUGGAGCGGAGAGUGAGAAGCAGCACCAGGAAUCGACGAGCGCGGAAACAUCUGGAAAGGAUUCACACGCAACAACCGAUGCCCCACGCCGCGAGCCCAGCCUUGCUAUCAGAACACCCUGGCGGCAGACGGCGGUAGGGUUUUCUGAGAACGGCACUCCCUUGAGUGGUUACCAGCCAGCACCCCGCACGCGCUCUAUGAAGGUGCUUCGACCACCCAAGGCUAGCAGCAGCACCUCAUCCUCGGCACGAACAGGAGCGGCAUAUGAGCCAGCGCCGACGGCACGUUCAGGAAAUGAGCAACGGCGCAAGGGCCAGAGUGACGCCCAACCCCCCAUUGGUAUGAAUAGCUGGGGUAUGUCGAAGCGCAGCAUGAGCGGCCCAGCUCUCAGCAGCCUCAAUUCGGAGACGAGGGUCUCCUCGGCUGCGUCCACGUCGACAAUCACGACACCUACCACCAGUAGUCACCAUGACGCGGGUAAAACGACGCCUUCUCUUCCACGGACAGCCAACAACCCUCUUGGAAGCGCGUCGGCAUUUUCGUGGAUCGCAUCCAACAAGCCCAAGACCCCGGCCGCUGCUGACUAGGAGAAAGGCGUUCGGAAGAAGACUCACCGGCAUCAGGGAAAGGGCAAGAAACAGAAGAAGAAGGAGAAGAAGAGGAUUGUUGUGAGCUGCUGAGGAUAAUGAGGAGUUUGGCUUGGCAGAUGAAGAUCAAGGGCAAUAAACUGGCUGCUAAUGGAUGGCCUUGAAUGCCCGGGUUUAGUGCGCCUUGGGGUAGCAGGCAGCACCGGCGGUGGUUUUAGCUGGGUGAUUGAGCUUGCAGCGGCAGUAGUAACUACGAUAGUUAUGAGCAGAAAAGCAAAAAUAAAACAGUCUCAACGAAGGCCGUUGCGCCUGAUGAUCCACGUUCUCUUCUGUAGAGUUCCCAGAUCCAUCUCAACAGCUAUGGCCCCAGGUGGUGUGUCUGUCAAGGUCGAGCCGCUUCCCCCAAACAGCCGGAUAGGUGGAAGCAUGGAAAUUCCAGGUACGUACCUAGACCGCGGGAGAUGUCAUAGCUCUUUUUGAUACCAUCAGACAUCUCAUCCAAUGCCACCAAAUUCAUUCCCAUCCUCCCAUACAAUUCCCCAGGACGAUCCUAAGAACCAGCAUGUGGAACACUGUUAUCAUGCACCCAUAUACCAUCACAUGCACAAGGCCAAAGCUCGGUCCACGCCCACUGCCCGUUGAUGCACCUUGUCGAUUGGGAUAGAGGUAGGAUCUUGUAUUUCUACAAGCUGGAGGUUUACUGGGACUGUUUGGUCAAAGGCCCAGUGCAGUCGCUGAAGUUGGUUUACCAUUUGUAUAAACAGCUACUUGCCAUGUUCUAUAAUGGAUGGUAUCAGC